AUGUCAUUAACGGACGAUCAGGUAAAUGCGGAGCUCCGCAAGAUGAAGGCGUUCAUUGAAAAGGAGGCCCAAGAGAAAGCCAAAGAGAUAAAAUUGAAAGCCGACGAGGAGUACGAAAUUGAAAAAGCAUCCAUUGUGAGGUCAGAAACCGCUGCCAUCGAUAGUAACUACGAGCAGAAGGUCAAGAAAGCAUCAUUGGCUCAGCAAAUCACCAAGUCCACCAUUGGCAACAAGACUCGGUUGCGGGCUUUGGCCACCAAAGAGGAAGUAUUGAACGAUAUAUUCGAUGCUGCCAAGGAGAAAUUGAAGGCUAUCUCGGCCAAGAAGAGCGAGUACAAGCCCAUUUUGGCCAAAUUGAUCGAGGAAGGGUUGUUGGCAUUGUUAGAGGAAAAGGUCAUAGUCAAGGUUAGAGAGGCUGAUGUCAAGUUGGCCAAGGAGGCAGCUGAAGAUGCUGCCAAGGGGUUUAAGGAGAAGGCCAAGUUUGAAAAUGUCGAUAUUGAGGUCAGCGAAACUGAUUUCUUGAGUAAGGACAUUGCUGGUGGUGUUGUUGUCACCAAUGUUUCCGGUAAAAUUGAGGUGGACAAUACGUUGGAAGAGAGAUUAAAGUUGUUGUCGGAAGAGGCAUUGCCUGGAAUCAGAUUGGAAUUGUUUGGUCCUUCCAAAACAAGAAAGUUUUUCAACUAG
Molecule: messenger RNA, 684 nt
Organism: Meyerozyma guilliermondii ATCC 6260
Lineage: Eukaryota; Fungi; Ascomycota; Pichiomycetes; Serinales; Debaryomycetaceae
Gene: VMA4
Product: H(+)-transporting V1 sector ATPase subunit E
Exons: 2
Coding region: 1-684 (227 amino acids)
Biological process (GO): proton transmembrane transport
Cellular component (GO): proton-transporting two-sector ATPase complex, catalytic domain
Molecular function (GO): proton-transporting ATPase activity, rotational mechanism
Source: RefSeq, a predicted model, not a curated record